CUACACUCUCUCUCUACAUCUUCUGGAUCUAGAGCUUCUUCUUUUCUCUGUUUGUCUCUGUUAUCUUUGAAAAACAACAACAACACAAACACAGACUCCUUAUAUAUAAAAAUUAACAUCACCAAUUAUUAGCUUUCUUUCCUCUCUCUCAUUUCUCUGGUUUCAAACUCUCUCUCCUCUCUCGAACCUCCCAAAGCCAUCAAUUUGUUGCUCGAUCUUUCUCUUCCAAAAAAAAAAGCUUCAAUUUCCAAACCUCUCUUCCUCCUCUCUGAUCUGUAAAAUAAUAACAACAAUAUUCGAUCUCUCAAUUCAAGUUUUUCCUUUUUUUUUUUUUUUUUUUUUUUUUUUUUAAAUAUUCGAUCAGAAAGCUCUCUCUUGCUUGCUUUGUGUCUCAACAAAACCAGAUAGAAUAGAAGAAGCAUUUGGCUGUGAAUGGAAAAAGAGAAAAAGUUUGUUAUAUUGAAAUUAUUAUUAUAGUUUGUGGUAAUAGUAAUAAUAAUUUCAAUAUUUUUCCAAAAAUAUACAAACAAAAAAAGAAAAAAGAAAAAGAGUGAAGGUCACGGACCAUGUUGUAUUUGAAGCAACCAAGCUCCAUUGUAUGCAAAGGAAUCUCGAAGCUCAAGCUGUGGUUAUUUCUAGAAGACUGUUAAUCGUUAUCAUCAUAUUCGGAGAAGAUUGAAUGCAAUUACGAUACUAAUCCCUGAGCUCGACUCAGCUCAGGGUUUUUGAAGUUUAAUUUUUUGUCUCUCUCUCUUUCUCUGUAUCCGUAUCAAUGGCGGCGUGGUGCUUAGAGAACAACGGAGUCUCUUCUUCACAGUCCUCCAUCACUGAAGAGCCUCUCGCCGCUCCUUCCUUCAAUGCUUGUAUGCAGAAAUUCAGGCUCUACGAGACUCGAUCGAAUUUUUACAUGAUAGGGAGGGACAAGGGUAGAACAUAUUGGAGAGUGCUAAAGAUUGAUCGGCUAGACCCUUGCGAGUUAAACAUUCGUGAAGAUUCUACCACAUAUACAGAAAGGGAAUGCUCUGACCUUUUGAGGCGGAUACAUGAAGGAAACAAGUCCACGGGUGGACUAAAGUUUGUCACUACUUGUUAUGGAAUUGUUGGAUUCAUCAAAUUUUUGGGGCCUUAUUAUAUGCUGCUUAUCACAAAAAGAAGACAGAUUGGUGCAAUAUGCGGUCAUACUGUAUAUGCUGUCUCCAAGAGUGAGCUGAUUCCGUUUCUGAAUUCUACUGAUGGGUCCAGUAUCGCUAAUUCUAGGAAUGAGAACAGAUACAAGAAGCUCCUAUGCAUGGUGGAUCUAACAAAGGACUUCUUUUUUAGCUACUCAUAUCAUGUUAUGCGUAGUCUUCAAAAGAACUUAAGUAAUAACGAGACUGGCCAUGUUCUCUACGAAACCAUGUUUGUUUGGAAUGAGUUCUUGACUCGGGAAAUCCGGAAUCACCUCCAGAAUACUCUUUGGACAGUUGCUUUGGUUUAUGGCUUUUUUAAGCAGGCAACACUCUCUGUGUCUGGACGAGAGUUCAAAGUGGCCCUCAUUGCUAGACGUUCUCGUCACUAUGCAGGCACCAGGUAUCUAAAACGAGGUGUAAAUGAGAAAGGUAGAGUUGCUAAUGAUGUUGAGACAGAACAGAUUGUGUUUGAAGAUGUUCCAGAAGGGCUUCCCAUGCAAAUAAGCUCUGUUGUCCAGAACCGAGGCUCAAUCCCUCUUUUUUGGUCACAGGAAACUUCACGCUUGAAUCUUAAACCAGACAUUAUAUUGUCAAAGAAGGACCAAAAUUAUGAAGCUACCAGACUUCAUUUUGAAAAUCUUGUCAAGAGAUAUGGAAACCCCAUAAUUAUUUUGAAUUUAAUUAAGACACGUGAGAAGAAGCCUCGAGAGUCCAUUCUUCGUGCAGAGUUUGCUAAUGCAAUUGAGUUCAUUAAUAAAGAUUUAUCUGAGGAGAGCCGUCUUAGAUUUCUUCAUUGGGAUCUACAUAAACAUUCUCGGAGCAAAGCUACAAAUGUUUUGCUACUUCUUGGCAAAGUGGCUGCAUAUGCACUUACGAUUACUGGGUUCUUCUAUUGCCAAGUAACACCAGCCUUGAGGCGUGAAGGGAGUCUAAGAUGGCAUUCCUCUGAGAAUAUAGAUAAUGGGGACUUAUCUCCUCAGAGGCACUACGACACUGAUGAUGUGGAUGCUGAUAACUUUGAGAGGAAACUCAACGGUGGAAAGCAUGGUGCUAGUAAUGUUGCUAACGGGAAUCAUUCUGUCAAGGAACCCAUGUUCCAAAGGGGAGUGCUCAGGACCAAUUGUAUAGAUUGCCUGGAUCGCACAAAUGUUGCACAAUAUGCUUAUGGAUUAGCAGCUCUUGGACACCAACUUCAUGCUCUGGGUGUUAUAGACAAGCCAAAGAUAGAUCUUGAUGCUCCUUUAGCAGACAAUUUGAUGGGAUUUUAUGAGAGAAUGGGUGACACUCUUGCUCACCAAUAUGGUGGCUCAGCUGCUCACAACAAGAUAUUCUCUGAGAGAAGGGGUCAGUGGAAAGCAGCAACUCAGUCCCAAGAAUUCUUCAGAACUCUUCAACGGUAUUACAGCAAUGCUUAUAUGGAUGCAGAGAAACAAGAUGCAAUUAAUGUAUUUCUGGGGCACUUUCGGCCACAACAGGGCAAACCUGCACUUUGGGAACUGGGUUCAGACCAGCACUAUGAUGCUGUGAGGAAUGGACAAGCAAAUGUUGAUGAAGAUGGAAGGUCAAUUUUCAAACGAUCCUUAUCAGAUGGGAACCUUUGUCGUGAUAUCAUCUCACCCAUAUCAGCCACAAAUGUGAAGCAGGUGAAAAUGUCUCACUCUGCUUUACCUGAUCAAUCACAAGGAGCAAGAAACUUUCUAUCUGAGUCUUCACCAGAAAUCUCAACUUGUGACAGUGAUAUAGCUUUUUCAAGGUAUACUCCUUCAAUGCCUCGCAGGCAGCUUUUUGGAGAUGUGCAAAGAGAUCGAUGCCCUGAGAGUGAUCGCACUUACUAUUGUGAAUAUGGUGAUGCAUCUACCUGCUCAAAUUUUCUUGACCUAGACUGGUUAUCUUCCUCUGGGAAUUCAUGUGAGGAAGACCAAUCCGAGGGGACAUCAGUGCUCACAAAUUCUUCACUUGCUGGGCUCUCAUCAGAAAAUGUUGUCAAUGGAGUGAUGGGAGAAACUACCCCAUCCACAAGUGAAUAUGGAUACAGCAUGAAAAAUUCUGAGGUUCUUGAGGACUAUUCAGCCUGCUUUGUGAAUUGGGUGGACCAAGGAGAGAUGCUGUGUCAUUGAAGUUAGGCUCAUUUCCUCCCCUAAUUUAGUAUAUUCCCACUAUCAUUUCUUAGGCUUCUGCAACGAUGCUGAUCCACUAAGAAGAGACUAAUGAGAGUAUGCAGGCAUAGCGGGAACAAGGGAUGCAGGAAACAGUGAAACCGGGCAUUCUGUAUGACGUAUUUCCAAGAAAGCAAUCCAUCUGGGCUCUACGACUUAAACCAUUAAUAUCCAUCGAAAAAUCCCAGUCAGUACCCGAUAUCAGUAGAAGAGUAAAUAGGCAACAGUUAAAAUUCUUUUUGGAGCUCGUUGUUCACUUCAUCCCGGUCAUGUAAAUAUUAUCACCCUGCUCAUGGAAGCUCCACUUGUAGAAUUGCAGGUCAUUGAUUCUUUUUAAUUGCUUCAUCUUUAUCUGUGGUCAAGCUUGCUUGCGAUCAGGUGUUUGGAUGAUAUCCCUACCAUUGUAGAGGAACUGCCGUUUGAGGUGUCUGGUCCUAGAGCCCGAAGAUAAGUCCCUAUGGACGUUUUGACGUGACUUUGGUUCAUUGAAAUUGACAUUUCUUCAUGCCAAGCUUGCAAGCUUGCUGGCAAUUAGUGUAUGGGAAAUCUUUGUAACAAAAUUGUAAUAGAAAAAUGUGCGGAAUGUUCUUAACUA
Quercus robur (English oak) is the source of this 3920-nucleotide messenger RNA. Its product is annotated as phosphoinositide phosphatase SAC3-like. Gene Ontology annotation, cellular component: intracellular membrane-bounded organelle. Lineage: Eukaryota; Viridiplantae; Streptophyta; Magnoliopsida; Fagales; Fagaceae. The coding region runs from base 773 to 3286 and encodes 837 amino acids. Gene Ontology annotation, molecular function: phosphatidylinositol-3,5-bisphosphate 5-phosphatase activity. The record is from RefSeq and is a predicted model, not a curated record. Gene Ontology annotation, biological process: phosphatidylinositol dephosphorylation. The transcript has 16 exons.